This is a messenger RNA of Thlaspi arvense, 387 nucleotides long. Lineage: Eukaryota; Viridiplantae; Streptophyta; Magnoliopsida; Brassicales; Brassicaceae. The record is from the annotation of a GenBank genome assembly.
AUGUCGGAGAUCACAAGCCUGAAGCAGGAAGAGGUAACGUUAGGUGAGGUUUCAGAGAAGAUAGAAGAGGUGUUUUCCGACGAUACAUUCGUGUUGGAGAUUUGUCGAAAAAGGAAGAGACCCGAUGAAGAAGACGAAGAACAAGAAGAAGUUGUGGAGGAAGACAACGACGGAUUUAGAACACCGACUCGACCGGAGAAUAGAAUCCCUGCGGUCAGAGAAUGUCCAGGGGCACCGAAGAGACGCGAAACUGAAUAUUCGGUGAUGCUCAGAGGUAAAACAAUGCCGUGCCGGAGACGGUUGAGUUUCUCGCCGGGAGGUACCGUCAGCUCGUUUAUAACGGAUUCGCAGUGGAGGACGACGACAAUGACGACGAUCAAGAAAUAA